GUUUUUAGCCUCAAAUGUUUUGUCAAUUAAACCCCCCAAAAUGUAUGGAUUAACAAUAAAAAUAUGUUUAGGCAUGAGAGAUAUAACCAUGGAUCAUACUAUUGAAUAACUGUAGUUUCUAAUUUGAGUUAUGUAUGCCUGUUACAACUGACCUGUGAAACAAUUGUCCCCAGUCUCCCCUACUUAUUAUAGACAUUUCACAUAUUAAAAAAAAAAAAAACUUUAUUUUACUAGGCAAGUCAGUUAGGAACAAAUUCUUAUUUUCAAUGACAGCCUAGGAACAGUGGGUUAACUGCCUGUUCAGGGGCAGAACAACAGAUUUGUACCUUGUCAGCUCUGGGAUUUGAACUUGCAACCUUUCAGUUACUAGUCCAACGCUCUAACCACUAGGCUACCCUGCCACCCCAUUAUAUAGCAUAUAAUACAAAUUAAAAACAAGACAUUUAUGGUGAUGGAAAAUUAGCUACAUUUAGGACAUUACCUCUAACAUCUAAGCAUUUAUUUUCUUACAGUAUUUGAAGAAAUAUAUUUCAGGUGAUGGAAAAUUCAUCAACAGUAUCAUCCAUCAUACUGUCUGCAUACUUUGGAAUGGAGGAUCUUAAGUAUUUGUACUUCAGCAUUUUCCUUAUUUUGUACAUUGCAAUUAUUGCUGAAAAUGUCAUUAUAAUUGGAGUAAUCUACACUGAGAAAACAUUGCAUCAACCAAUGUAUUUCCUGGUGUGUAACUUGGCAGCAAAUGGUCUCUAUGGUAGCACUGCGUUGCUGCCAGCACUGUUGAAAAAUGUAGCUUCCCACCCUAGUGAGGUAUCUCUAGCCAGCUGUCGAACACAGAUCUAUUGUAUACAUACAUAUGCUAUUGUUGAAUUUACAAUUUUAGGAGUGAUGUCUUAUGAUAGGUAUGUUGCUAUAUGCCAUCCACUGCGGUAUCAUACCAUCAUGUCACUGACAAAAGUGUAUAAACUUGUAGCAUUCACCUGGAUUUACCCUUUGGUAGCAUUUCUCAUCUUUUUCAUUAUAACUCUUCAACUGAGAUUUUGUGAUAAAACUAUAGAUAAAUUGUACUGCAUCAAUUACUCACUUAUAAAGCUCUCCUGUACAAAUACGUCUGUUGUGAACAUAAUAGGAUUAAUGUCUGUGGUUUUGUAUAGUGUACCACAGUUAGUUAUGAUAAUUUACUCAUACGCACAUGUCCUGAGAGUCUGUGCAUUAUCUUCCAAAGAAUCCAAACUCAAAGCACUGCGAACUUGCACUCCACACCUGUUUGCUAUUAUCAACUACUUUGUGGGUUGCUACUUUGAAAUAUUGCAAAGCCGAUUUGACACAAGUCAUUUACCUUACAGAACUCAAGUGUUUAUGUCACUUUACUUUUUGAUAUUCCCUCCCAUUCUUAAUCCAGCAAUCUAUGGGUUAAGUAUUCAAGCCAUAAGAGUGAAGCUGUUGAGACUUUGUUAUAAUAAGAAUAGGAUUUUGUCAAUACAGUAGCCAAGGAUGUUGAUUUGAUUUCCAUUGUACAUGUUUCUCUAUUUAUCUAUAAUAUUUGUAUUGUGUUGAAGUAAUAGUAUAGAUUACACUGGUUGUACAUAUAACAUAGAUAUUAUAUAUCUAAC
Messenger RNA from Oncorhynchus nerka (sockeye salmon), 1607 nucleotides. RefSeq names its product olfactory receptor 4B13-like. Lineage: Eukaryota; Metazoa; Chordata; Actinopteri; Salmoniformes; Salmonidae. Gene Ontology annotation, molecular function: olfactory receptor activity; G protein-coupled receptor activity; odorant binding. The record is from RefSeq and is a predicted model, not a curated record. The coding region runs from base 538 to 1482 and encodes 314 amino acids. The transcript has a single exon. Gene Ontology annotation, cellular component: membrane. Gene Ontology annotation, biological process: detection of chemical stimulus involved in sensory perception of smell; G protein-coupled receptor signaling pathway.